GCGCAGGGCUCAGCGCGGGGGAUUUGGACUGGCUGCCGGGCCGGGCCGGGCCGGGCCGGGCGUGAGGCGAGGGUCGGGCCGCCAUGGCCCUGGCGCUGCCGGUGCCCGAGCCGCCGUGGCCGGCGAGCCUGUCCCCGCUGAAGGCAGUGGAUGACUUGUUGCGGUGUGGGAUAUGCUUUGAUUACUUCAGCAUCGCGAUGAUGAUUCCCCAGUGCUCGCAUAACUAUUGUUCCCUUUGUAUACGCAAGUUUUUGUCCUACAAAACUCAGUGUCCAACAUGCUGUGUGGCAGUCUCGGAAUCUGACCUGAAAAAUAACCGGACAUUAGAUGAACUAGUAAAGAGCUUUAAUUCUGCAAGAAAACAGCUGUUCCAGUUGGUCUUGGAUACUCCACUGAUUUCAUCUCCAUUGGCCUAUAGCAGGCAUUCAGCUGGCAAAAGCCACAUUAGGAGUCCUGUUUCUUGGCCAGUUGUAAAAGAAGAGGUGCCAGUGAUUGACAGUUUCUUGAGAAAGGAAGAAGACUGCACCUCGACAAAGGCAGAUGGCGUGGCAGGAACAGAUCAGAAGAUUUUCAAAACUGAGGAACACCAUAACCUUUACAGCAGUUCUGCAGAGGUUGAUGGUAAAGACAAUGAAGUGGGAUCACAAGAGAGUCCUGAGUGCACCAAAAGUCAUGAAAAGCCUUCUACAUCUGUGGUAAAAGUAGUCAAGAAAGUGGAUUGUCCUGUUUGUCAGGUUGCUAUUCCAGAGCAAUAUAUAAACAAACAUCUGGAUAGCUGCUUGACAAGAGAAGAGAAGAAGGACUGCCUCAGAAGUUCUGCUCACAAAAGGAAGCCUAUGUCUAAAGUUGUUUACAACUUGCUCUCUGAUCGUGAUUUGAAGAAGAAACUAAAGGAACAUGGUCUGUCUACCCAUGGGACCCGACAACAGCUUAUUAAAAGACACCAAGAAUUUGUGCACAUGUAUAAUGCUCAAUGUGAUUCUCUAAAUCCCAAAUCAGUUGCAGAGGUUGUUAAAGAGCUGGAAAAGAAUGAGAAGAUUCGGGUUCAGCUUGAAUUUAAUAAAACUGGUGAAAAUAGCUUGACCUUCACAAAGGACCAGACAGAGGAGGAAAUAGAUGAGAUCCACACUGAUUAUCGAAACAAACACAGAAGUGAAUUUCAGGUUUUGGUGGAUCAAGUAAAUAACCGGUGGAAGAAAAGUGGUAAGAGAAAAACAGGAAGUGCUCAAACCAAAGAAGUCGUCACUGUCAAAGAAUUGCCAGCGGCCACAGAACAUAAGGAAGAGCAUCAGACAGCUGUCGUCCUUGGAAAAGCCCAGAUACUCAAAACAGAAACUCCUGAUGGCAAAAGAAGUGAAUCUCCUUCCUUGGAGGAAGGCCAGAGAUCAGUCUCUCCUGCAUUCUCACUGUCAUCUGAAUCAACAAGCAGCUCCAGUUCAGACAUUUUGAGAGAUCUGCAAGGGUCAGAAUCCUCUGACAAAAGCAGUUUUCUGGGUCCGAGAGCUAACAAAAGAAAGUCAUGUCGGCCCCGAAUGCCAGAAAGCAAUCAACUGCUUCCCAAGAGAAAGCGGAAGAAGAGCUAGCGCUACAGUGAUGUGAAGCUUAAAACCGUGCAGAAGGCUUAACGCUGAGAAAUACUUCUUAGUUUUUUCCAGUUUUCAGUGUAUCUGGGUACUUACUAAAAUGCUGAACUUUCACAUAACUGUCAUUCAAACUGCCUUAGAAUAACCAGAUUGGUGUGCUGAUGCUUUUUGUUUACAGCACUGUGGGCCAUCUAACUCUGAGAUGGGGCAUAAAGUGCUGGAGUCCUGCUGGAGCCUCGAGCUGACUCAUGCCACGCAGCAGCCUCACCGCUGAUGGACGUGGGUCUGCGUGUUGCCGCAGUUCCUGCUCGCACCUCGCAGAAGCUUGUUCUGCCCUCUUGGAAGCAAUCGUGGGGCAGCAUUUUGCUUGGGGUUGGGCAGAUGCUGAUGCUCCAGUUACCUGGCUCGGCUGGCGGGGAGGUGUGGGGGGAGCUGAGGGAUGGAGCAGACUUCUGUUCUGCAAAAAUGUGCUUUGCCUUUGCCUUUUUUUUUUUUUUUAAUAUGUCCGUGUAAACUUACUCAUUAGUAUAUGUCAUUAUUUUGAUUUAAAGUCACUAAAUUUGAAAGAAGUUGGAAGGUUGUUGAACAUUAGGUAUUCUAGCUUUAAAAUAAAUAUUAGCAUUAAAAAGCCUUAUCUUUCUUAAAAGGUGAUGGAGCUUUGUAAUAAAGAAAUGCAAUAAAAUUAAAGUAAGCCUGAGCAACAGGGUAAGUUUUUAAAAAUACAGCUUGUAAGCAAAAUACAUACCAUGCAAAAUACUCAAAGAUGUUCUUACUGAGCCCUGAAGCUUUGGUCAUAGCCUUUCAUAAGGAACUUUACAAAGAAAGCACAAAACCUUUUUAAGGUUGAGUGUCAUGUGUCUUUUGACUGUAGACUAUAGCUGUAAUUGGGACUGGACAUUUUGCUUUCAAAAAUAUUCCUCCUUAGACCACGGUAGCAGGCAGUAUUUUUGUUUAGAACAGGCUAAAUCUGCGGUGAAUAUAAACUGUAGUAAAUCCAUUGAGGUAAGUAGAUGCAGAGGAAAAACAGGAAGUUGAUUUUGUUUGUUUUUUACUAAAAGCAAACUUUUUGAAAGAGAAUAAUUAUUGACUUCUGGUUUUAGGUCUGCCUUUUAAUGAUAGCAAUUAAUACAAGACAGAUGGAAAUUUUGUGCAGCUAGCCUUUGUGCAUUUUGUGCAUAAUGGUCAAUGUGUCUGAAAUUCACAUAGAUCAGUUUACAUCAUCUGCUGAGCAUCCCUUGGAGGUUUUUAUUGUUAUGUUUCAAUUAUAUUUGAGUUAGCAGCACUUCAUUUUCUUUAAUAUGGUAAUGAUAUCAAAAAACCUCUAUCAAUACUAUUAGAACAUAAAACAUGCGAUCUAGCUAGAAAGAGGAAUGUGACUAUACCUCUAAUAAAACUCGAGGAGGUGCCCUUUCUGUUUGGCUCAGUCUACCCUGGCUGUGACUCUGGGCAGCGUCACAAACCAGCCUGCCCUGGGCGGCAGCAAGUGUCUGAAAUUGUAGAAUUGCUGUCUUGGGUUUAAAGCACAAUUACACAUUUAAGCAGGGGGCUGUAAGGCUGGGAGCCCUUGGCAUGCUGAGUCACUACACUAUGGCCAACUCGCUAAAGGUCAGCCUGGAAUUUGUAGUCCAGGUGCUGUGUACUGCGUGAGGUCCUUAACUCUGCUGGAUUGGCAGGGAAAUUAGGAUCCUGCAAUACUUAACUACCUGGCAGCUUUUCUUUUUAAUAUAGUGAAUGGGCUAUAAACAUGUUUUAUCAAUAGCAGAUACUUCUUGUGUAGCUUUGGAACCAGGUGCCACUUGCAGAGUUAAAUUUGUAGUUAAUGGCAAUAACUACUGAUGUGAGAUGAAAAUGUAUUUCAAUACCCAAAAAGGAGAGUCUAAUUUAUUAAGUACAGGCUAGAAAGUACUUAGAAAAAAAUCAAUAUAGAAGGUGAAUACAAACAUAUGAAAUGUGAAGUACACAUUCUGUAUUAGUGCUGAAAAGGCUUGUGCAGGCUGUUGUGAGCGUUGUCCUGGAUGGCUGGAGGCUGGCAAGAGAUUUUGUAACCCUCCAGAGCAGAGCAAGGUGGGAAACUGCUGUUGGAGCUGCGGAGGUCCCAGACAGCAGUGGCACAGUCCUGACUGUCCCCUGACACUUGAAGAACGCAAGACAAAGUGUUGCCCUUGAAGCUACACUCCUUAAUGUAGAAAAAGUCCUAAGCUUUGGACAUGACUGUUUUCCUUCCAUUCAUUCAAUCAAAUUGGUUUUUCUCCAAGCAGAAAGCUAGAGCGUCAUCCCUCUUUGGUGUGUGUUUCGAAGGGUUCCCCUCCUGUCAGCCUGGGCACGUGUGAGGAGACCUUAACCUUCCUAACAAUGGUUUAAUCUUUUGCAAAUGUUUUUAAUUUAAACCCUUCUGUUGUCAUUUGCAGUGAACCGCAGAGUGACCUGCUAUCUUGGAUCUGUGGUGGGCUUUCCCCAAAGAGCUGUUUUCAGUUAAAAUAAAACCCAAAAUGUUUA
Molecule: messenger RNA, 4079 nt
Organism: Aquila chrysaetos chrysaetos
Lineage: Eukaryota; Metazoa; Chordata; Aves; Accipitriformes; Accipitridae
Gene: RAD18
Product: RAD18 E3 ubiquitin protein ligase
Exons: 13
Coding region: 84-1583 (499 amino acids)
Biological process (GO): protein monoubiquitination; DNA damage tolerance
Cellular component (GO): Rad6-Rad18 complex; nucleus
Molecular function (GO): single-stranded DNA binding; ubiquitin protein ligase activity
Source: RefSeq, a predicted model, not a curated record